This is a messenger RNA of Colletotrichum orchidophilum, 2010 nucleotides long. RefSeq lists its product as uncharacterized. The coding region runs from base 1 to 2010 and encodes 669 amino acids. Lineage: Eukaryota; Fungi; Ascomycota; Sordariomycetes; Glomerellales; Glomerellaceae. The record is from RefSeq and is a predicted model, not a curated record. The transcript is spliced from 3 exons.
AUGGCCGAAGCAAUCGGCACAGCGAUUGGCGUAGUCGGCUUCCUAGGCCAGCUCUUUGACGGCUGCGUGAAAGCGUACGGGUACUUUUCGGCGGCGGCCAACCUCGACGCCGACUCGCAGCGGCUGCUGUGCAAGGUGCGCAUCGAGGAGAUGCGGCUCGUCGUCUGGGGCCGCGAGUGGGGCGUCGCCGAGGGCCGGUUGGAGGCGCAUCUGCGCGUCAGCAGGGAGGCGGGCGAUCCGCGGAUGGCGGGGUUGGCGGAGGGGAUCAUGAGGGAGUUGCAUGCCACGGUGACGGAUUUUGGGCGGUUGAAGGAGCGGUAUGGGCUCGUGGAGGAUGUUGCCGAGGGGGGUCGGAUUGGGGCCGGCGGUGAUGGUGGUGGUGGUGGUGGUGGUGGUGGUGUUGGUGAGAAGGGGGUGGAAGGGAAGAGGAGGGAUUGGAAGAAGGAGAUUUCGAAGAGGGCCAAGUGGGUUAUUGCUGACAAGGAAAAGUUUACGGCCUUGCUGAAAGACUUGAAAGACUUCAACGAUGGCCUGGAACAGCUCUUCCCGCCGCGCUUCCUCCCCUCCCUCCACCGGUCCUGGCGCCACUCUCUCCUCGACUCGGCCCGCCGCGACGUCGCCCAGCUCGCCCUCCUCGAGUCCUCCUCUGCCGACUCGUACCCGCAGCUCACCGCCUCGGCAAACCUCAAAAAGCUGCGCAUCAACCUCGACGCUGAACCCCAGGCCUCCUUCCGCCCGACCUUUGCCUUUAGGAUCCCCCGUACGGACCUCGACCUCGGCUCUUGUUCCUCCCCGACGCCGACGCCGACGCCGAUGCCAGCGCCGUUGCUCUCACCACCCCUGACGACGCCGUCCCCCGGCACCGGAACCAAACGCCGCAACUCCUCCACCGCAAAGACAUCCCCCUCCCCCUCCGCCUCUUCCUCCAACCUCCUCUCCUCCCUGACGCUGACAGCAACCGCAACCCGCACCCACGCAACCCACAUCGCCCACGGCCCCGUCCUCGUAGAAUGGGUCGAAUACGACCCCGCCUCCCCCGACGAACGCUUCCUCCACCUCCGCCGCCUCGACGACCUCGCCCGCAUGAUGCACUCGGCCUCCUCCAACCACCCGGACCUGCACACAAUCGACUGCGUGGGCUACACCGACGACGCGGCCAAUGCCCGCUACGGCCUCGUAUACCGCUGUCCGCCCCUCCCCCUCUCUCACCCGUCCCCGUCCCCGAACCCGCUCUCGCUCUCGCCCUCGUCUCCCGUCACCAAGAGUAAGACCAAGACCAAGACCACUACCGCAGCAGCAGCGCCACCACCACCACCACCACAGCCAGCACCAGCACCAGAACAAGCAGCACAGCCAGCAGCGACAUCCCACUCAACCCUCCACGCCCUAAUCUCCUCCCCAGACCUCAAAACCCCCGACCUAGACGACCGCAUCACCCUCGCAUCAACCCUCGCCUGCGCCCUCUGGUCCCUCCACUCCCUAGACUGGCUCCACAAGUCCCUCUGCAGCGCAAACAUCCUCUUCUUCCCCUCCGCCGCCUCCCUCGCCGCAACCCGCGCAGCCACCGUCUCCGCCGCCGUCGUCCCGGACGUCGGCUCCCCCUACCUCGUCGGCUUCGACGCCUCCCGCCCAGACUUUGACGCCGAGAUGAGCGUCAGCCCGCGGAACCCCAGCAUCCUCAACCUCCACAGGGACCCGCGGUCGCUGGGCACCGGCCUUGGCAGGAGGCAGUACUGCAAGGGCUACGACGUGUACAGUCUCGGGCUGGUGUUGUUGGAGAUUGGGUUGUGGAAGGUGCUGCAAACGUACUACAAGCCGCAUUACUCGGGGGAGAAGUGGAGGGACAGGGUCGUCUUGCCAGUCUUGGUUCCAGGACUGGGGAGCAAGACCGGAAAGCUUUACAAGCAAGUGGUGGAAAGAUGUCUUACGGCCAAAGACGACAUGUCCAGCAGUGAAGCUGGCCAGCUCAUGGAGUGGGUGGUUACGACGUUGGAGAACAUACGCACAUGA